This is a messenger RNA of Solanum verrucosum, 827 nucleotides long. Its product is annotated as protein TIFY 6B-like. The record is from RefSeq and is a predicted model, not a curated record. The coding region runs from base 39 to 827 and encodes 262 amino acids. Gene Ontology annotation, cellular component: nucleus. The transcript has 6 exons. Gene Ontology annotation, biological process: regulation of defense response; regulation of jasmonic acid mediated signaling pathway; response to wounding. Lineage: Eukaryota; Viridiplantae; Streptophyta; Magnoliopsida; Solanales; Solanaceae.
CGUUUCAACUUUGAGUUGCAGUGAAUUAAUUAGAUCGAAUGGAGAGAGAUUUCAUGGGGUUGACUGUAAAACAAGAAAUCCUUGAAGAACCGGCCACGGAUCCAGCUGGAUCAACAAGUUCGGCAAUGCAUUGGUCAUUUUCCAACAAAGCUCAUCCUCAAUACCACCUAUCUUUCAAGGGCCAAGAGAAUAAUAAUAAUAAUAAGCCUAAGAUUGGUUUCGAAUCACUUGCAUCAGCUGGAUUGGUGACCAUAACCACAACUACUGAUAUUGUUGAUACAAUUCAUCGACCAUAUAGUACUCAAAUUGGUGCACAUCAUGUUCCCACACGCAAUGAUGUUGUGGGCACCACUGAAUUGAGGAGUGCACCUAGAACUUCACCAGGACCUGCUCAAUUGACCAUGUUUUACGCUGGUUCUGUCUGUGUUUACGACAAUAUUUCACCAGAGAAGGCUCAAGCCAUUAUGUUACUUGCUGGAAAUGCACCAAUUAGUACAACAAUUCGAAAUUUUCCUUCUCUUGAUAAUAAUAAUAAUAAUAAGAAUGAAACAACACUUAUCAGAUCAAUCGGAGUCCUAAAAUCACCUUCUAACACAACAGAGCUAUCCAAAAUCGUUACUUAUCAAGAAUCUCGUCAAUCUCCCAGCCAUAACUUAUCAGCUGUUCCUCAGGCUCGCAGGGCAUCCUUGGCUAGGUUUUUGGAGAGACGCAAGGAAAGGGUAGUGAGUGCAUCACCAUAUGGAAAUGGCAAGCAAAGUUCACAACAUAUGAUGAACUUUACAAUAAACUCCUCAGGCUCCAGUACUCCACUUCCUGCUACAAAUUAG